AUGCCUGACAAGUCAAUGCAUUUCAAGUCUGAAAGUUGCAUUGGAGGUAAGCACAGCAAAGUCCGCCUGACUGGAAUGGCAGCUGCCAGUGCUGUUGGAGAAAAGCUUGCCCAUAAACGAAAGGUUGCUCUUGUUUUCGACAAGUGUCCAGCACAUCCAGAAGUAGAAAACCUGAAAGCAAUCAAGCUUGUGUUCCUGCCGCCAAACACAACAUCUAAGACACAGCCAACGGAUCAAGGGGUAAUCCGAAGUUUAAAGGCAAAGUACCGAACAGUUUUGGUGCAGAAAUACAUCAGAGAAAUUGAUCAACAAAAGUCUCUACCAAAAAUUAGCAUUUUGGAUGCAAUGGACAUAUUAGCCGCAUCAUGGUCUAUGGUAUCUGAAACGACAAUCGUUAACUGCUUUGCCAAAGCUGGCCUUUCUUCCAAAAAUCAACAUCAAGCAGCAUCAGAUGAAGAUGACCCUUUUAAAGACUUGGUGGAAGAAUUGACGAAACUGUAA
Rhopilema esculentum is the source of this 501-nucleotide messenger RNA. Lineage: Eukaryota; Metazoa; Cnidaria; Scyphozoa; Rhizostomeae; Rhizostomatidae. The record is from RefSeq and is a predicted model, not a curated record.